Trypanosoma theileri is the source of this 1077-nucleotide messenger RNA. RefSeq lists its product as uncharacterized. The record is from RefSeq and is a predicted model, not a curated record. The transcript has a single exon. NCBI's taxonomy places the organism in Eukaryota, Euglenozoa, Kinetoplastea, Trypanosomatida, Trypanosomatidae. The coding region runs from base 1 to 1077 and encodes 358 amino acids.
AUGAUGUUGUUGCCCAGCCGUUUGUUGUACUUAUUGGCUUUGCUUCUGAACGUUUUGUGUGCGUGUGCUGUGACUGGUGAGCUUGAAGUCAAACGUUGCGAUGGUGGUAAUUCUGAGUGUCUUCCUCCUGCACCAUUUCAACAAGGUUCCCAUGGUUCCGGUGAACUUCCUGAAUCUACUGAUGAUGUUCAUUCUCUUAAUCCUGCACUAGAAAUACCGGUUCCUGUUCCAUCUGGUCCUGAGUCUCGUAUAGCUGAAAGCAGUAAACUUCACAAGGGGGAUGUAGAUGUGCAGGAUCAGCCAACACGAGGUGGGACUGCGCUUCCCAGUGGAGAAGAAGAUCGUUCGGAAGAUGAGCCUUCAAUAGGAAAAGAAGACGAAAUGAAAGGAGGUAGUGGCGUUUCUUUGACAAGUGAUUUGAGGAAUAAAGAAGGAGCAAAUGGAUUGCAAGGUGAAAAAGGUGAAGUCGGUCAGGAAUCUCUAGCACCUGCCACUCCUCCAGCUAAACCAGCAGCCCAUCCUUCUGACGCUCUAAAAGACCAGGAUCGUGAACAAGGACAUGGUAGUGAAGAGAAGGAUUUGUUACCAGUAGAUAACUCUAAACCUCAGCAGGGUGGAAACCCACAGGAGUCAACAAAUAAGGAACCUCAGGAGCCACGAGAUCCGCAAUCUUCCAGUCAACCCAAUGUGAACCAUGAAGUUCCACAGGCUUCCCAACCUCAACUGCAGGGACCAAUGCCUACAGUCCAAGAAGAGAGUCAGGAGAAGGAGCACAAUGCAGAAAGCCAGAGUGGAUCAAGUGCAAAUACAUCUACUAAUGAUAUUCCAGCAACAGAAUCCUCUUCCACAGCAUCUACUGCAGCUCCUGCCACAUCUUCACAAGAAGACACUGCUGAUAAUGGUGCUACACCCAGUGAGGAAUCAACAACAACCACCACCAUAACAACAACACUUCCUCCUGAACUCACAAACAACAAGAAGGGUGAUGCAGACAGCAGCAGCAGUAUCAGCAGUUCUGUGUGGGUGCGUGUACCACUACUGAUUGUGGUUACACUGGCCUGUAUUCUUGUGUGCUGA